UAUAACUGCCUUUACGAAAUUAAAUAGCCACACAAAUGGUGAAGGAUUUUUUAUGGCGCUGCUCUCAUUUCGACUUAGCAUUGUGUUUACCAUAGGAUUACUGUUGCUGAAUGGGUUCGCUUCCGAUUCGUCAGUGCUUGCAUUUGUCAACGAAGAAGGUCCGGAGCGGUUGCGGCUAAUAGCCGCACCCCCGUCACACGUGAUCGUGACGGGCAGCCGGAACGCUCCAGUGUAUCUGCCCUGCCAGGCGGAGCUAGGGCCCGAAACGUCCGACGACAUACCGAACAGUAGCUAUGGGGAUGAGUAUUUGGACGGUCACAACGAGGAAGACGACGAGGAGGAGGAAGAUGACGAGGGCUACGACGAAGAUACAAACGAAAUGGAGGAUGAUUUUCUCCCACACACCUCGCCGCUGUUGACCAGCAACGAUCUGUACAACGACGAGCAGCACUUGCAGGAAGGUGAGGAGGUGGAGCAGCAACAGCAUCAUCAGCACUAUCCGCGUCAGUACAAAGAUUACGAAAAUGACGAUGAUGAGCGUCGAAGGCGGCGACGAAGGCGAAGAUAUGUGCACACGCAGCGACGUGGUCUGUCCGGUGGUGGCGGCGAGUAUUACGGCUCUCCGACCAUCUUCGAGUAUGUGUGGUAUCGCAAUGGGUUGGAAUUCCUUACUACCGCCUUCCAGAAUCAGAACCAGCACCAAACGCAUAAAGGAUUUCGUCUGUUCGAAAAUGGGACGCUACGUAUUCCGUACAACCGCCAAAACGGAAACAUGGCAGCGGGCGUGUAUCGUUGCAUGGCGUCCCUUGUAAACCACCAGCAACGCUACCAGGGUUCGGUCCUGUCCACCGAAUGUACCGUUUCGAUCGCAUAUCUGGAACGGGACAAUCGAAUUAAUUUCCCCAACAAUACGAUCGUCGUACGUGCGAACGAACCAACCGUCCUUCCCUGCCCGUUUCAAAGCUAUCCGGCAGCAAACAUUACGUGGUCGGUGAAUAAAACCGUGCUGCAACUGCAAACGAAUUUCGGUGGCUCUAAGGAAAGCAGAUUUUUCCUGCUACAAAAUGGAAGUCUCCUGAUCAGUGAUGUUCAUCCGAUGGAUAGUGGACGCUACCGUUGUAAUGCAACAAACAAUUAUGUCACAAAAAACAUACGCAGUACCAGCGUGAAUCUUGCCGUGAUCCAUAUACCCCCAAGUAGCCUUAUGGUGGAGCCGAAGAAACGUCAUCUAUUGCCUCCACUUCAACCACUUCACAUGUCAGUUCGUGCUGGCGAAACGCUUAGGCUACACUGCGCCUGUUACUCCUGUCGGCCCCAGUGGACAUUUACGCCUCGUGCGAGUGAAAUUCCUAUUCGUCUUGAUAACUUCACUCAUCAGAUCGUGUUCGUAAACGUAUCCGUUGAGCGUCACGAAGGAAGAUUUACCUGCCGCACACCGGACGGUUCCGAUCGCCAGAUAUUCAACGUGACCGUGCUCAUACCGCCGACGAUAGUCAGCAAAAUAGCCUCGUACACCUCAUCGGUCGUUGCAUCGAUGGCGUUUAACUGCAGCGUCACAGGCAAUCCAAUGCCGUCGGUAACCUGGUACAAGAAUGGGCGUGAGCUUACCAGCAAUUACAUCGUACACUACAACUAUCCGAUGCUGCAAAUUAACACCCUAGAUCCCGAAGAUGAAGGCCUGUACCAGUGUAUGGCGAGAAAUGCGGCUGGCGAAAUUUCCGCCUCGUCCUAUCUAACUAUUCGCGACAAGCAGAAAUAUCGACACAAGGCAAAGCGGCUGGAUGGUAUUCGGUGCUAUCCGAUGGAUACGACCAGCCUGUACUUAACCUUUUCUGUACCUCCGCCACAUGCCAGUCCCAACAUUGAGUACGUAAUGUACUAUCUCGCUAGUGACGAUCCGUUCCGGUGGUACAGCUCACCGCCGACGCAGUUGGCAGCUAACGGCAGUCUGCGGAUCAGCGGGAAGAUGGUAGAACCCUUUCGGAACUAUACCGUGUUUUUGCGUGCCUGUUCGGUUAGCGAUAUCUCCGGCGCGGAUAAUAUUCGUGGUGGCGGUACACAAGGCAUGCAGAAAGUCAUCCCGUCCAGAUUGUCCAGGGGAGUCCGGUGCGCAUCGCAAGGAUAUCCUGUUCUAUCGACAUUUUUCCCCAACAAUGGCAUUUUUAUCUGGUGGCCCAAGUAUGAUUAUGUACAACCAACUGCCUUCACGGUACAGCUUCGGCACAGUGGAAACAGUAAUUUGACCAGCUUUACAAACCAAAUCAUCGGUACAGUCGAUCCGCUAGAUGACUAUAUGUCACACGAGGAGGUAGAACCUCUGCUUGGGAAAAUCGAUGCACAAACGAAGGAGCUUCAGGAUUUGCUAUGGAAAGAAUAUGAAGUAGCGGAUGGAAGUGGUGCAGGUGCAGACAGAAGUGCGGAAAACCAGUCACAUCAGCAGCGACGUCGUCGCCGCCGCCAAAGUCACCGAGAAAAUAGGCGCAAUCGGCACGCAUUCGAUCUAUCGAAGGAUCGGAAGCAAAUAUUCGAUUCACUGGCCACAAACGGUGCGAUGGAUGUGGACGUUCCUAUUGCACUGAAUGCCGCUCACCUUCGGUCCAAUGCGUCCAGCCUAGAAGCAGUGGUAGCAGCAGCGACAAAGCUGUCCGGAGCUGCAUUAGGCAGUCAGGCACCGAAUGACUCCGCUCAAAUGCGAAAAACGCAUAAGAAAAUUACGGUGACACAGGUAAAGGUGGCUGGUCAUGUAACCGGCAUUCUACUUCCUAACAUACGCAGCGUAAUGGUACGUGUGCUGGGUUCAGUAAGCGCGGAUGGUGAACCAAUGGUUCAAGAUUUACGAUACGUUGAGUGGAAAAUGCUUGAUACUGAUGCACCAAGAACCGAUGCCGUGAAUAAGUUCCAAGCGAGUCACAUUGAUGCCAGAAGUGUACAGUUCACGUGGAGUCGUUUCGUAGCCACUAAGGCAAUAAACCGAUGCUUGCAGCUGUGUUAUAAAAACGUCAACUACGAUGUUACGAUGCGGGGAGGAUCAAAUCGAUUCGAUUGCCAAAAGAUUCCAAAGGAUGCGUCGUACUAUAAUGUGAAGGAUCUAGCUCCUGUUACUAUGUAUAAAGCUUUUUUAAAGCCCUGUGAAUCGAAUGAAGCGCUCAGCGAUAUUUUGGAUUUUCAAACAAAACACGAUGUUCCAGGGCCCGUUACUAAUCACGAGCUGCAUCGUAAGGGUGGAACAAUUAGCAUUACUUGGGGUCCACCCGAAAAUCGUAACGGUAUACUGCAGGGUUAUUUGGUGGAAUGGAUCAACGAGGAUAGUGUGCAGCACUCGGCAAACCUUUCCGCGGAUACCGGUAGCUUCACCUUUCCCAAUGUAACAUCCGAUGAACGUAUCAAUAUAUCGCUUCGUGCACUCAGUAGCUCCGGGCUCGGAAUACCGAUAUACCUGAAUCUGAAAAAUUACGAACCGAUCAUUGAUGGUGUCGAUGGGAAAGGUCCCGGAAGCAACCCCUCAGGCUACAGUGAACGCUGGGUACUGCAGCUCUACUUGCUAGUGCUCGUACUGUUGCUAUUCCUUGUCAUGGGUAUACUCUGCUAUUUGGUAUUUCGACGAAAGGCGUGCAAAAAAGCUGCUAGCAGCUCUGGUGCACCACUAAAUAAUAGAGCACCGUUGACUGUCGGUAGCAAUGAUACUCGGCAUCAUCUUGCCAUCGAUGCGUCAGCAAUGCAGAUGAUGGGUCUGAUAACGGGAUGCAACAAUGAUAUGCAUGAAAUGCAAACACUUAUUCGUUCCGGCACCAACUAUCCUAAUGCAAACGGAAGACUAAUGGGUAAUGGACUUCCGACAAACAGCUGCGGCCAAUCAAUACCUCCAGCAACGAACCCGAAUCCGGAAGCUGCACUGAUAAGCAGAAAUCGAUUGCAAACUCGAAACAGCUUUGUCGACACUGGUGCGAUAAAUAUACCGCUCGACGAAACACUUUCUCCGCCGGCCAAUAAUGCCAGCGGUGGAUGUAUAGCGAUUACCUCGUACAAGGAACUGUUGGCCAAAGACCGAAUGGAAUGUGGCGGUAAAAGAUUUGUUUCUUCCGUAUCCAACAUAAGUCAUAGAUCUUCAGCAGAGUUCGAAGAUGGUAUCAAUGAAAAAUCUUCUGGAAAAGAAGAUAUUCCUCGUUCAUCGGUUAACGAAGAGUGGAUCACAACAAACGGCUCUAAAAUAUCAUCAAACAAUAGUGACAGGAUACCGUUAGAAGCUCUGAAUCGUCGCAUCAGCGAUGAUAAGCAGUCACCCGCUACGACGUACACGUCCAAGGCAUCCUGUGCCGUUGCGCCAGCCUCAUCAUCGUCGCCAUCGUCCUCCUGUACAUCCACACCAUCGUCGUUAUCGCCAGCUUCCUCACAAUGCGUACUGAAAACGCGAACCCCACUAGAAUUCGAUAGUAGCCAACGUAGAUUACUAGAGACUACUUUAGAUAGUAACACAAGCACCACUAAUAUAGAAGAAACCAAGGAAUAUCGGUCAGAUGUGACAGCAGCAGCACAACUGCCGCCUCCUACACCACCUCCUCCACACCCAGUAGAAAUUUAUGAUUACGAUUACGCAACGAACUGUGAUGAUGAUAGAGAAGAUGCAAGAGACCACAGCCGACAGCUGCUGCUGGUGCGGGAGUGCCGGCAGGUGCCUGAAAAUACAACGAGUCCGUCGUCGUCGUUGAUGGUAUCGAUGUCACCCGAUCGAAAUACGACCGUAUUUCCCACGUUAAAUGAGCAGGAAAGGCAUCACGAGUGUAUCACCACUGCUCGGCGGCACCAGCAACCAAAACCUCACAAUGAAGUAAACCUUAACUAUCGCCACAUGGAAAGGACUGUAAAAGCCGAAAAGCCAUGUUCUGAGCAAGGUGAUAGUAGUGCGUACAUGACGAGCAAUGGUGUCGAAUUGUCAAUGCAGAAUACUGUAAAAUCCUACAAUCUUAAGGGUGAUAAGGUAGCCGACGUGGGUGACGACGAUGAUGACGAUGAUGAUGAGCUGGAUAAUUCAUCAUCGCUACUCAAUACAAGCAGCCUCAGUACAAAACCCCUGCAUCAACAGAACCACACAUCUAGCUGGAACUUUCGGCGACCGAUCAUCGGUCCCAACGGCUAG
This is a messenger RNA of Anopheles maculipalpis, 5134 nucleotides long. RefSeq lists its product as uncharacterized. The record is from RefSeq and is a predicted model, not a curated record. Gene Ontology annotation, biological process: axon guidance; homophilic cell-cell adhesion; dendrite self-avoidance. The transcript is spliced from 9 exons. Gene Ontology annotation, molecular function: cell-cell adhesion mediator activity. Bases 53 to 5134 code for a protein of 1693 amino acids. Gene Ontology annotation, cellular component: axon; plasma membrane. NCBI's taxonomy places the organism in Eukaryota, Metazoa, Arthropoda, Insecta, Diptera, Culicidae.